Jaculus jaculus (lesser Egyptian jerboa) is the source of this 3357-nucleotide messenger RNA. It is a transcript of the gene Mbtd1, whose product is annotated as mbt domain containing 1. Gene Ontology annotation, molecular function: zinc ion binding. NCBI's taxonomy places the organism in Eukaryota, Metazoa, Chordata, Mammalia, Rodentia, Dipodidae. Gene Ontology annotation, biological process: regulation of DNA-templated transcription. The transcript has 18 exons. Bases 284 to 2368 code for a protein of 694 amino acids. Gene Ontology annotation, cellular component: nucleus. The record is from RefSeq and is a predicted model, not a curated record.
CUUCUCAGUGGCAACAUAUCUCAAGGAUACUCCAGAGAGCCCAUGAGGGUGACCGAAAGGAACUUCUCUUCCUCCUGACCUUAUAACUGCUCGGCUCCACCACAAGCCUGCCUUUUACCUCAUGGUGCUUCCGUGUUGGUACGGUCCGUAGAGUACGGAGCGUGCCGAGGGUCCCACGCUGGAGGAGACAAGAGGAGGAGUCAGAAGAGACACUAGAAGUCACCCCAAGCAGCCGUCCCCUGUCCUGCUUCUGACAAGUGGGAAAAGCAGAGACUCGUUCGGGAUGUUUGACGGCUAUGAUAGCUGCAGUGAGGACACAAGCAGCAGCUCCAGCUCUGAGGAAAGUGAAGAAGAGGUUGCUCCUUUACCUUCCAGUCUCCCGAUUAUCAAAAACAAUGGGCAAGUGUAUACAUACCCAGAUGGUAAAUCUGGCAUGGCCACCUGUGAGAUGUGUGGAAUGGUUGGUGUACGAGAUGCUUUUUACUCUAAAACAAAACGUUUCUGCAGUGUUUCCUGUUCAAGAAGUUACUCGUCAAACUCCAAGAAGGCAAGCAUUUUGGCCAGACUUCAGGUAACGGGUAAGCCUCCAACAAAGAAAGCUAAAGUUCUUCAGAAACAACCUUUAGUUGCUAAACUAGCUGCUUAUGCUCAGUAUCAAGCUACCUUGCAAAAUCAAGCAAAGACAAAAGCAGCAGUCUCUAUGGAAGGUUUCAGCUGGGGAAACUACAUCAAUAGCAAUAGCUUUAUAGCAGCUCCAGUUACCUGUUUUAAACAUGCGCCUAUGGGGACCUGCUGGGGUGAUAUCUCAGAAAAUGUGAGAGUAGAAGUUCCCAAUACAGACUGCAGCCUACCUACCAAAGUCUUCUGGAUUGCUGGAAUUAUAAAAUUAGCAGGUUACAAUGCCCUCUUAAGAUAUGAAGGAUUUGAAAAUGACUCUGCUCUGGACUUCUGGUGCAAUAUAUGUGGUUCUGAUAUCCAUCCAGUUGGUUGGUGUGCAGCCAGUGGAAAACCUCUUGUUCCUCCUAGAACUAUUCAACAUAAAUAUACAAACUGGAAAGCAUUUCUAGUAAAAAGACUCACUGGUGCCAAAACCCUUCCUCCUGAUUUCUCACAAAAGGUUUCAGAGAGUAUGCAGUACCCUUUCAAACCGUGCAUGAGAGUAGAAGUGGUCGACAAGAGGCAUUUAUGUCGAACACGAGUGGCAGUGGUGGAAAGCGUAAUUGGAGGAAGAUUAAGGUUAGUCUACGAAGAGAGUGAAGAUAGGACAGAUGACUUCUGGUGCCACAUGCACAGUCCCUUAAUCCACCACAUCGGGUGGUCUCGAAGCAUAGGCCAUCGAUUCAAAAGAUCUGAUAUUACAAAGAAACAGGAUGGACAUUUUGAUACACCACCACAUUUAUUUGCUAAGGUAAAAGAAGUAGACCAGAGUGGAGAAUGGUUCAAGGAAGGAAUGAAAUUAGAAGCUAUAGACCCAUUAAAUCUUUCUACAAUAUGUGUUGCAACCAUUAGAAAGGUGCUGGCUGAUGGAUUCCUGAUGAUUGGAAUCGAUGGCUCAGAAGCAGCAGACGGAUCUGAUUGGUUCUGUUAUCAUGCAACCUCUCCUUCUAUUUUCCCUGUUGGUUUCUGUGAAAUUAACAUGAUUGAACUUACUCCACCUAGAGGUUACACAAAACUUCCUUUUAAAUGGUUUGACUACCUCAGGGAAACUGGCUCCAUUGCAGCACCAGUAAAACUAUUUAAUAAGGAUGUUCCAAAUCAUGGAUUUCGUGUAGGAAUGAAAUUAGAAGCGGUAGAUCUUAUGGAGCCACGCUUAAUAUGUGUAGCCACAGUUACUCGAAUUAUUCAUCGACUCUUGAGGAUACAUUUUGAUGGAUGGGAAGAAGAAUAUGAUCAGUGGGUAGACUGUGAGUCCCCUGACCUCUAUCCUGUAGGGUGGUGUCAAUUAACUGGAUAUCAACUACAGCCUCCAGCAUCACAGUCAUCAAGAGAAAACCAAUCAGCUUCAUCAAAACAGAAGAAAAAGGCUAAGUCCCAGCAAUACAAAGGACACAAGAAAAAGAGGAAGAUGCCAGUUGGGAAGAAGCCUGUCAGUUUGUCGAGCCUGCCAAUGACAGGCGGGGUGCGGAGGAGCUUCUCUGGGGACGAAGAGUUGACUCCUCCUCCAUAUCGAACCCUGCCAGCACAGACAGCCCCGGAGGCCUUCCCACCUCCCAGCACUAGCCGAGAGUUCAGGCCCAGCCUCAAAACAGUGACACCAUUGCAACUAAAGGAGGAGCUGCUAGAUGGAGAAGAUUAUACCUUCCUCCAAGGAGCAUCCGAUCAGGAAAGCAAUGGUUCUGCCAACUUCUACAUCAAACAAGAGCCAUGAGGUCGCUCAGAAACUACGGGCGGGAGGGGAAGAAUUUUACACAUGACUGAUUUAUAAUCCAUCCAGCUGUACAGUGGGCUAGAUACUCUACUGGGACAUUUUGCUAAACACAGAAAAUUUCAGUUCCAGAUUUUUCAGGUGGGUGGGGAAACUAUUUUGGUGGGGGAAUUUUUCAAUUUAUAAAGAUGGACGAUUUUUGUGUUGUAUUUGAAGCUUUUGAAAGAAUUUUGUAAUAUUUUCCAACUUUGGAUUUAUGUGCAUUGUUAACAAGAACUGAAAUUCUAACUUUUUUGGUAAGAUUAAAGCUUAGGUAGCAGGAUUGAAGGAAAUAAUUUAAGAAGGAUAUAGCUGUAAAUGCAAAAGAACUGUCAUUACAAAUGAACCUUCUUGGUACCUUUUGGGAGAUUUUGGGAUUUUAGAAGCCAGGCCAGUCACAUCUCCAGCUUCCUUUGCUGCGGAAAUAUGCAACUGAACCCCGCACGGAGGGCUCAUCGCCAUGUAGAUCACGGAGGGGGUCACUAAUGUACUUGCUGGCACUUUGUUGCAGCCCAUUUAAAUGUUUGUACAGAGAUGUUUUCAUUCUGUGAAAAUUUAUUUGGAGUUCUACAUGAAAGUGGAAGAACUCUGGAUAGUUUUAUAUGUUCUCUUUUAGUACAAAAUGAUUAAAAUUAUCCUAACACUAAAGUGUUAAACUGGAAUGGUUGACAAAGGUAUAUAAGAUCUCAGUCUACAUGACACAGAGUGGGGAAAAUGCAAUAUCAUCCUAGUUUUAUUGUUUUUCUCCCCACACACACAAAAAACAACUACAAAAGGGAUUCUGCUCCAUCUGUGAGAUCUCAACUUGUUAUAAUAACCACACCUCAAAACAGAUGUUCUGUAUUACCAAGAGAAUUAGAUUAAAGAUUGCACAAAACCAAAAUAAGUUUAGAUUUCAGAAUCAUUCCAGCUCCACUUUUAAUUGUCCUGGAUUUCUUAGAAAAGUGGUUUAA